UCCAGGCCCAAUAUGUUGGGCCCAAUGCGUCGUGUAUCUGUCAAUUCAUACAAUACAACCCCCAUGUCUCCAUUCAGGCAUCCACCCAGGCAACCGCAGAGGAGAAUCAUCGCAAACAGAGAGCAUACAGAAUGAGGAAGUUCGAUCCAUGGCCAGUUUUCUUCAAGAGGGAGUUCAAUCGCAACUGGCCGUUCCUCGUCGGUUUCGCUAUCACCGGAACCAUCAUCACUAAGUUUUCCCUCAGCCUUACUGAGGAAGACAGGAAAAACUCCGUCUUUGCCCAAAGACACAAGAGUUGAAGAGGCUCCAUUCUGGGUGAUUUCAUCAUGCUGUGGUAAUGAUGAAAGUAUUGGAGCAUUGGUUUAUUUAGUUUCCAGUAGUAAUAAAGAUCUAAGAUUGCAGCUUAAUAUGCAUCAGGAUAAAAUAUUUCUUGUAUUUGAACGAGUAAGACUGAUUGGUUUUUGUUUUUAAAAUUGUUCUUAAAAGACUUCAUCAGAAAUGUAUACAGUUAAUAACAAAGUUAAAGUGCACAACAUGUGUCAUGUAUUGUGUUGCUAUGAAAUUUAAGUAUUUGGGCAGCUUUUGUUUC
Cynara cardunculus var. scolymus (artichoke) is the source of this 589-nucleotide messenger RNA. RefSeq lists its product as uncharacterized. The transcript is spliced from 3 exons. The record is from RefSeq and is a predicted model, not a curated record. NCBI's taxonomy places the organism in Eukaryota, Viridiplantae, Streptophyta, Magnoliopsida, Asterales, Asteraceae. Bases 132 to 299 code for a protein of 55 amino acids.